AUGACGCAGCCAAUUCUCGAAAUCACGGCCGACAGUGCCACUUCCACACCCACACAAGCAACACCACACCUACUGCCCUGCCAAAUCCACCACAACGGACCGGUUGGACAAGUCGACGCCUUCUGGCGGCCACAAGAGAAGGACGGCCAAGCUACGGCCUACUUCCGCGGACGCAAGCUGCACGGCCAGACCGUCACGCUGCCCGCCGACUACCGGGGCGUUGUAGGCGUCCGUCGCGGCUCGCCCCGCGAACAAGCCCGUGCUAGCAAUACAAGCGCUCCCGAAGAGGUUGUCGACGUUGACGCCACAGCGGCCGAACAGGAGGCACAACGGCAGCGUCUGGACUCGGGCGGACUCGCGGUGCAGGCCGAGUUUGACAAGAUCGUGAUCUGGGGCCACCAGACCACGGCCGACGCGACUACCGACCCGUAUGUUCGCAGCAUGGAGGAGUGGGUAGCAUUGUCCGACAAGAUACACUCGUACGAAUAA
Molecule: messenger RNA, 489 nt
Organism: Sporothrix brasiliensis 5110
Lineage: Eukaryota; Fungi; Ascomycota; Sordariomycetes; Ophiostomatales; Ophiostomataceae
Product: ribonuclease H2 subunit C
Exons: 3
Coding region: 1-489 (162 amino acids)
Biological process (GO): RNA catabolic process
Cellular component (GO): ribonuclease H2 complex
Source: RefSeq, a predicted model, not a curated record